AUGCCUCCACCACAGAUCCCAAAUCACUACCUGCGCAGAAAAGGCGACGGGUCGGCCGCGCUUGCGACGAAUGUCGCAGAAAAAAAAAUCAAAUGUGAUGGCAAACAGCCAUGCACUCAUUGCACGGUCUAUAGUUAUGAGUGUUCGUACGACCAACCUUCCAACCGUCGUCGAAAUCCUGCCCCGCAGUAUGUCGAGGCCCUUGAAAAUCGGCUCCAAAAAGCCGAAGCCCUCCUUCGAAUUGUUCUCCCAAAUGUCGACCUCGAUGAUCCGCAACUAGACGUACAUGCGACAGAACAGAAAUUCACAGCCGCUCAAAAAUCGAAACAAGCGACCGAAGAUGCCAAACCGUCGAUUGUACAAGACACAGUGCAAGAAGGGGCAGAUGAGGGCCUAUUGGAAACCAUGGUCGACAAUUCGGGCUGCUUAGAUCGGGAUGAUCAGGGCCAUUGGGAUUAUCAUGGGCACACCUCGGGUGUUCUCUUUGUUCGCCGGUUACGCAAACAGUUGGGCGCCGCAGAUAUCUCGGGCCCAAUGGCACGAUCGCGCCCCUCGAUAACCGCGCAUAUGCUAGAUAGUCCGAAGUCUAUGUCCGAAUCGCCUCAAGACACAACAUUACCUCCUACACAUGACCUGCCUCCACGGGAGGUUGCGCGCCGCCUAUGUCACAAUGCGAUCGACCAUGCCUGCUCGUUGAUGAAAUUUGUGCAUAUACCCUCCUUUUUCGCAAGUCUGGAUCGCAUUUACGAUACUCCCCCGGAACAAUUCACGAACCAAGAGAACUCUUUCCUGCCGCUUUUAUAUAUCGUCAUCGCCGUUGGCUGCUUGUUCUCGGACGAUGAAUCGGGGCAGGGCACCCUGGAUUUGUCUGGCUACGAAGACGCUAUAGGCCAAGGGUUCCAAUUUUUCAAGGCUGGUCGGCAACUGCUGGAGAUCACCGACUGCCGUGACUUGGUUUCUCUGCAGGCAAUCUGUUUUAUGGUCCUCUUCCUCCAAUCCUCUGCGAAGCUGAGCACAUGCUACUCAUAUGUGGGAAUUGCACUUCGUUCAGCACUGCGAUUAGGUCUCCAUCGCUCUGUUGCGGCAGACUUUAACCCCCUUGAACGAGAACUUCGAAAGCGCAUCUUCUGGGUCGUCCGCAAGAUGGACAUCUACGUGAGCACGCUCUUGGGACUCCCUCAGAUGCUGAGUGACGACGAUAUCGAUCAAGAGUACCCAAUGGAGGUGGAUGGUGAUUAUAUUACUUCGGAAGGAAUCACUCAACCCCCGUCUAACUAUACACCCCUGAUGGCUGGAUGCAAUGCACACACGCGUCUUUCCAACAUCAUUCUGAAGGUGGUGAAAUAUAUCUACCCCGUCAAGAAUGCUCGCUACCGCUCCAAGUCAGACCAGCGAUACAUGGUCAGCCACUCGAAAAUUCGGGAGAUCGAGCGAGAUCUGCAAAAUUGGAUGGAGGAAUUGCCUCCUGCUCUGCGACCGGGCACAGAAGUGUCGCCGCAGCUUGAACGUGUACGGCAAUUGCUUCGUAUAAGCUACGCCCACGUGCAGAUGGUCAUGUACCGCCCGUUCCUCCACUACGUGUCUGGUGGCUCUCAAGCGCGUGGCGUGGACAAGCGCUCGUAUGCCUGUGCAGCUGCCUGCGUCAGCGUUUCCCGAAACAUUGUUCACAUCACUACCGGAAUGCAAAAGAGAGGACUUCUCAAUGGAUCCUUCUGGUUCACCAUGUAUACGACCUAUUUCGCUAUCCUCUCCUUGAUCUUCUUCGUGCUUGAGAAUCCGGAUUCACCUACAGCCAAAGAUGGUGUCCUGAAGGAUGCCAUGGAGGGCAAAAAUACCCUAGCCGGAUUGGCCAAAAAAAGUCUUGCUGCCGACCGGUGUUCUCAGAGCUUGAACUGCCUUUUCAAGACAUUGCCCGAGAUGUUGAAAAAUCGCCAGAGCUCAAAGACUCCUGUCAAUCUCAAGCGGCCCGCGCCAUCCAACACUGCCGAGCCUGAACUGAAGAUUCAGCCUUCCUUCGAGAAAACGCUGCCACAUCGGUCAAGCACUUUCCCAGUGCAGAUGAUGUCCCAGACUCCUGUUAACGAUGGCCAGAACCGCCGACAACGAAGUCUGGACAAUGUCCAGCCUGUCAGCAAUCGCUCUACUGACAUUAAUCAUCAGUCCACUUGGAUUUCAAACACGCCCGAGCUGCUGACGGAAACCAUGACCACCCCGGAACAUAUUUCCUCAUCAGGCAUGACACCCUCUAUGCCCACUCAAGAACCAUCAAGUCUAGCAUGGGCUCAGCAAUUCACCAAUCCGUCCAACCUCCCAGAUCUCAUGCCAAUGAUGUUCCCAUCAGAUGAUCCAUUCGCAUACCCAACACAGCCCAUGUCUACCUUGGAAGAUGAUCACUUCCGGCACGACGCUUCAGGCAUGUCAUCGAAGUAUCCCUUCGAUUCAGCGCCAGGCAUGGGACCCGCCACACCCGGCGACCCCUCCAGCGCAGCGGUCUCCACCCCAACCUUUGACUUCACAAACCUCCCGAAUUACCCCAUGGCAAAUCCCCCAGGGAUCAAGUCAUCAGUACCAAGCCACCUCCGCCCCUCCCACUCUCGAACCUCGUCCCGCGUCCACUCCCCAAUCUCGCAGAGCCAAACGCCAUCAGAGGUGAUCAGCAGUCCAGACCUGGUCUCAAUUCCGAACCAGAAUUUCGUCUGGCAGGGCUACAAUUUCCAGCCCAACAAUCCGAACGAAAUGGGAACCGAGUCCGCACCACAACAGCCAGAAAUGCCCGGUUCAAAUGGAUUGCCUAAUCUCAGCAUGGGCAUGGAUGAAAGUAUGGGUAUGGAUAUGGAUCUGGGGAUCUCCUUUGAUGAUCUGUUUGGCAAUAAUGCCGCGUAUCGACCGAACAAUGGGGCGUCUGCUGAGGAUUGGGCUCAGUGGAUGAAUGCCAACAGCAUUUAA
This is a messenger RNA of Penicillium verrucosum, 2946 nucleotides long. Its product is annotated as putative C6 transcription factor (Mut3). Gene Ontology annotation, biological process: positive regulation of transcription by RNA polymerase II; DNA-templated transcription. The transcript is spliced from 5 exons. The coding region runs from base 1 to 2946 and encodes 981 amino acids. The record is from RefSeq and is a predicted model, not a curated record. Gene Ontology annotation, molecular function: sequence-specific DNA binding; DNA-binding transcription factor activity, RNA polymerase II-specific; zinc ion binding. NCBI's taxonomy places the organism in Eukaryota, Fungi, Ascomycota, Eurotiomycetes, Eurotiales, Aspergillaceae. Gene Ontology annotation, cellular component: nucleus.